Molecule: messenger RNA, 1845 nt
Organism: Dioszegia hungarica
Lineage: Eukaryota; Fungi; Basidiomycota; Tremellomycetes; Tremellales; Bulleribasidiaceae
Exons: 8
Coding region: 1-1845 (614 amino acids)
Molecular function (GO): acyltransferase activity, transferring groups other than amino-acyl groups
Source: RefSeq, a predicted model, not a curated record
AUGGCCACACCAGCAUCUGAUGUCAGCUACCGCAUAGCGACAGACGCGGAUCUCCCACUUCUCGUCUCUUAUCGCGAAGAGUGCGGGUGGGGCAAAGAUGCCCUCCUCGCUGCCUGGACCGACCCAGACCGGGUGUACUGUGUGCUCACCGCGAACAUCGACGGGGAGACCACAGAUGUGGGAAUGGGAUGCUGGUAUCUGCAUCAGCCGGAUGACCUGGAGUUGGCAUGUCGGGAUACGGGUGUGAUACAUUUGGCUUCUCUGUUCAUACGACACGAAUUUCAAGGACGAAAGUUCGGAACGGCCGCCAUGGACCUCCUGGAACGCGGUGCGGUCGUCGAUUUCGGAGCAAAAAUCGUCACACUAGAUACUGUCGCCUACCUGGUUGUCAUGGACGAGACCAACACCUAUUGUGUGGAAGAUCCUACCAAACCUGGAAGAUCUCAAGCUUGGUACAAGUCUCGGGGCUAUGUACAAUUUAGAGAUCAUCGUCCACUGUUUCCUGAACCGUCGCCAAACGAUCCAGAACGCUUAUCCGAGGCGAUCAGGGAGCAGCAUGAGGAGGGAUCGGCGUGGUUGAAACCAAAAUGGGAUGCAGACGAGGAAUGUGGAGCGGCUCCGGGUGGGGCAGCGAAUAACCCUUCCCCUUCGACUUCACUCAACCAAUCAACCACCUCUCUCCACCGUCCCAUAGACGCCUCCCGCGUACCUCAAGAUGUAUGGGCCCGCAUCCUACUCUUCCUGCGCCGCCCAGUCCCCGAAGCCCUCUCACGUCCUCGAGACCGCUCCACUCUGCGCCAGCUCGACCUUUCACAUGCCCGGGGCGUCUGCAGGAUGUUCUGUAUGAUUGCUACACCACUCAUGUUCCGCGUCAUCGUGACGGACGAUUUCCCUUCCCUUAUCGGCGGCGUCGACUUCCCAUCCCCUACCUCUCCUCUUCGCUUCACUAAACGCCUUUACAUCGAGUACAGCGACAAGUCUACACCACCCUCGUACCUCGGUCUUAUGGGUGACUUCCCCUGGGCGGGCUGCGGAACCCUCAAUCCCGUCGAAGAGCAUGGAUUGAGGAUGGCAAACAGCAUGGCGGAGGUCAGGCGGUUGACGGCUGCCCUGCAGCGAGUACAUGCGGUGGGACUGGACGAGGUGAUGCCUCGGCUACGGACCGUUGCGGUAGCCUCGAUCUGGGGCAAAGAGAGCGCAGACUGGCAGCUCUACAAGCAACACAGACGCCAUGGGGAUGAAAAGGAGAUCAGGACGGAAUCCUGUGCCGAACUCUUCCAAGACGUUCUGGCGUGCUCUUGUGUCACCGCCCAAUGCAUUCGGGACAUCAGCGGACCUCUCAGCAUCUCCAAGAUCGCCACCGUAACUCCUUAUCACACUAUGCCCUCGGCGACCUAUCAUUUCGGCUCCCCCUACGGGCUACCUCACUCUGGACCGGGACCCCACGGCCCAGACGGCAUGUACUUCACGUCCGAGAUCGAGGAGCUUCCCCUGGUCCUCGGCGGGCGUGUGAGGUGGACGUCGGAACUGGGGGCAAAGGAAGACUUUGCGAGCUUGGCGAAUUGCGGAAAGCUGAGCGAUGAGCUCGUCGCUCGGCUCGGUCUCGUGCCCGCCGAGACCGAGGAUAACGAUGAGCAAAGAUUCCUCUUGACCCAGGAGCAGGAGCGACAGCUGGCGGACGCCCUGGGCACGGUCCUCACAGAUGAGCUCGAGAAGUAUGAGGGGAAGUACGAUGUUGUACGAACUAUCCGUCGACGGCUGCUCUGCGCUGAUGGCUGUCUAGGUGGCGGAGCGGAACGGAGACCCGGGCGAUUCUGCCGGCAACGUAGUAGCGUCAGCAUGUAG